GUCCCGGUCUACGAAUUCAUAUGUCGCAAUGUGGCCGUCAUGCGUCGUCGAUCAGACGCAUGGAUGAACGCGACGCAGAUCCUAAAGGUCGCAAACUUCGACAAGCCCCAGCGUACCCGCAUCCUCGAACGCGAAGUCCAGAAAGGCGUGCACGAGAAAAUCCAGGGCGGUUACGGAAAAUAUCAGGGAACAUGGGUCCCGCUAGAUCGAGGCCGCGAGAUCGCGCUGCAGUACCACGUCGAAGACGUUCUCCGCCCUGUAUUCGAAUUCCGUCCGUCGUCAACCAGUCCGCCCCCGGCACCGAAACACAUCACCGCGUCCUCGAUCCGGGGACGGAUUGCUCGCGGCGGCGCUGCCGCUGUGCCGCGCGCCUCGGCGGGCGACAGCGCGUCCGAAGACUCUGACGCUAACAGCGGCGACUUCCACCACCACCACCACAACCACCACCCUCGCCAGAACAGCCACCACGCGCAGCAGCAGCAGCAGCAGCAGCAGCGGAGGCGGAAGCGCAAGAUUGAGGAAGCGCUGGGCACGGCGCAUUCGCAUGCGCGCAUCGGCGAGGCGCAGAUCGAGUACUCGAACCGGCUGCUGGAUUACUUUGUCUCGCCCGAGAGCGACAGCAUACCCGAUUUUCUCGUGCACUCGCCCGCGGACUUUGACGUCAACGCCGCGAUCGACGACGAAGGACAUACUGCCUUCCACUGGGCGUGCGCGAUUGGGCAUUUCCGGAUGAUUGACGUGCUGCUGCGGGCGGGCGCCAAUAUCACGAUCGUGAACAAUCUCGGGCAGACGGCGCUGAUUAGGUCGAUUAUGUUUACAAACAACUACGAGCGGCGGACGUUUCCGCGGAUCGUGGAUCUGCUGCAGACCACGAUCUUCCACAUCGACCGAUUCGGACAGACGGUGCUGCAUCAUAUCGCGGCCAUCACGACGUCCAAGACAAAGCAGUCGGCCGCGCGGUACUAUAUGGAGACGGUACUGGGCAAAGUGACAGAGACACAGAGUCCCGAGACAUUAAUGCAGUUCCUGAACCAGCAAGACAGCAACGGCGACACGGCGCUGCACAUCGCGGCGCGGAACGGGUCGCGCAAGUGCAUCAAGGUGUUUUUGAGCUACGCGGCGAACCCGCAGAUCCCAAACAAGCAGGGCCAGACGGCGCAGAACAUGCUGUUUGGCAGCGGCGGAGCGCACCAGAACGGAAGCAUAAAGUCGUCGUCGUCGCCCCAUCAUCACCACCAUCACCAGUCGACACAGAACCACGCGCUUGCGAACGGGAACGGAGCCGCGCACUCGCGAGCGGCGAUCGUGCCUGCGAUGGCUGAUCACCUCGAAGCGCUAGCGACAGCAUACGACGCCGAGUUGCGGGACAAAGAAGCGGAUCUUGCGCAGGCGACGCAGUUGCUCGACAACAUGAGGCGGGAUAUCCGCGCGUACGAGAGCGCGGUGAAGGAGUUGGCUGCGGAGUAUGGGGACGAGGAAGGAGAUGAGGGGAAGGAGAAGUUGGUGAAGGUUGCGGAGGGGCGGGCGCAGGAGCGGGUUGUUGCGCGGGCGAGGGAGUUGGAGAGGUUGGUUGAGCGGACGCAGAAGCGGGAGCUGAGCGCGCUGGUGAAGGAGGAGGAGGAGAGGGUGCUGAAAAAUGAAUCCGAAGACAGCAGGGAGUCGACUACAGAGAACAAGCCUGAGCAGCUGGCGAAGGAGCUGGUCGAGUUACAGGUCGAGCGCAAGAAGAUGGUGAGCGAGAUCAUUGAGCUGUGGGCGGGCGCCGGGGUGGGCGAGAAGAUGAACGAGUACCGGCGGUUGAUUUCGAUGAGUUGUAAUGUGCGGGUGGAGGAGAUUGACGAGUUGUUGGAUGGGAUCGCGCAGGCUUUGGGGGAGUAA
Messenger RNA from Myxozyma melibiosi, 1878 nucleotides. RefSeq names its product ankyrin repeat-containing domain protein. The transcript has 5 exons. Gene Ontology annotation, cellular component: MBF transcription complex; SBF transcription complex. Gene Ontology annotation, molecular function: DNA binding; protein binding; transcription regulator activity. The record is from RefSeq and is a predicted model, not a curated record. NCBI's taxonomy places the organism in Eukaryota, Fungi, Ascomycota, Lipomycetes, Lipomycetales, Lipomycetaceae. The annotation marks the transcript as partial.